CUGACCUGGCGCUUCGAGUCAAUCAGCCUCGGUCGUUCCAUCAUCGGAGCCCUCUGAUGCGAGGAAGGGAAAGCAGAGGCACGCGAGGGGUGGGUGCGAUGUUCGCAGCAGCGUCAUCCUCAUCGUAUCACCCGGCGGAGGACCAGCAGGCCGCUGCUGGCGCUGCUGGUACCGGCACAUGGCCAAACGCAGUGGUGUUUGACCAACACCACCAGGUGGGGAAUGGAGGGCCAUCCAGAGGGCGAAUGGAGGGCCAUCGAGAGGGCCAUCGAGAUGUGCGCUGUCUUGUUGCGGGUGUGUGCGUGUCUGCACAGAUGAUGCCAGCGUCCUCGUACGGUCAGCAGCAGUUGAUUAUCCCACGGUAAGCGACACCGCACACAUGUCCGUAGUGUGGUGCGUGUUUGUCCAUGGCGAUGUAUCUGUCUGUCUGUCGCGUGCAGGCCCCUCUUGCCAACGCUCUCAACCCCAGAGGUAGGUAUGCCUGGCCAGUACCAUUGAUCAGAAGCUGCCCGGUCGGUCGACCGACGAUGGGUUCGAUGUGCGGCGUUGGUGACAUCCAUCAGAUGCCGGCCCAUCUUGGUCAACUGUUUCAGUCCUGGGUGUCGUCAUCCGGCUUCCUCGCCAUGGACGCCUGGCACGUCGACCCACAAACACACGAGUGCCGAUACCUCAGAGAGUGAGCACAGCACCGCCUCCGCCACCAGGAGAGGGCGACAAUCAAUGAGUGGCGACAUGUGGCUUGUGUUGCGUCAGGUGUCACAUCGAGGCUCGGCCAGAGUUGGUGCCGUGGAUGGUCGAGUCGUGUGGAUUCGUAUUCAACAGGGGAGAGGUGAGUGAAUGAAUGGGUCACCGGAGGGCUGGGACACACAGACAUACACACAGAAACAGGCAAGCCGCCAACGCCGCUGGUGUGUGUGUUGAUGUGUUGCAGGGCAUGCCAGGUCGUGUGACGGCCACUUGCCAGACAGAAUACUCGCCGCACCUGCCCUACUCACACCAAGUCACUACACUGCACACAGAACCCAUCACACACACACACACACACACCUCAUACCCUUGUUCUUGUUUCGUGUGCGCCAGAACGGUCGUCCCUUUCUGCGAUACAAGAUGGCCUGCAAGCUGGGCAUCACAUCGGCACUCGGCAUCCCACUGGUGGACCGCUCGGCCAAGGUGCGAUUCGUCGUCGCCUUCUACGGCGGACCCAAUGCCGCCUCGGCACAGAGGUGUGUAAGGGGACCGACACAUGAGGCUGGCCGUUGAUGGAUUCAUUCAUUCACCUGUCUGUGCAUGUGUAUGCAGCGAUGUGUCGAGUGUGGUCCGGGCUGUGCAGUCCCACCCACAGCUCGGUGACUGGCUCGCUGUGGCUGCUGGUGAGCAACAGACAGACAGAAAGACCAUAGGGCGACAGACAACUAGUGCCGACCGAACUCCCUCUGUUGUGUCCAUUCAUUCUUGCAGACCACUGUCCCAACAGGAGCCGAAAACGGCUCCCCGUGGCCAGAGAGGUACCUGACCACCGACACACACAGAAACACAGAGACACAUGUGCCGGCCAUGCCCACGGAGUAAUGUCCUUGUAUCUGUUCAGUCACAUGGUUCGGUGGACUCUGACGACGAUAGUGGUCCGAAGCGGCGGCGUGGCGGGGGCGGGGACACCCGCCCUGCCGCCAGCGGCAAGUGUCCACACAAAGGGGACGAGUGCUGCGAUUGCAGCCAAUGCCUCAGGUGAGAGAGGUACAUACAUACACACAUGCAGCUCCUUGGUCAUGUCAUGGAUGUCGGUGUACUCGUGUCUUGGCUGGCCUGCCUGCCUCUUGUGUGCGUGCAGGAUCCGUCGCAAUCGCGAGUACAGCCGUCGGGAGCAGCGGCGACGGAGGGAGGCGCUCGAGGCGGUCGGGCCGCUCAGGGCGGCACUGCAUGCCGUCGAGGAGAAACUCGAGGCCAAGGACGCAGAACUGAGACAAAAGGUAUAUACUCACAACCAAACACACCCAUUCACGCUGACAGACCACACGUCACUCUUUCUUCCCCUUAUAUGUGCUGUCCACAGUCUCAGGAGAUCGCGAUGCUGCACCAGUUCUUGGGAAGACUGCAGCAGCAGCACCAGCCUCAGCCUCAGCCAGCAGCGGCCACCAACACGCAGAUCGGGCAGGACUUCCUCACUCCCUCACCAAUCGUCGAGUCCCUCCUGUCCGACACCCAAUUCUACGCCACACCCUCACCAGCCCCAUCACCAGCAGCGCCACCGCCGGCAGACCUGUUCAAUGACGGCAGCAAGAUCGUCGAUGUGACCGAUCUCGACCUGGACACCACCGAGCGGCGAUGGUCAGUGUCGCCGGGCCUGUCACAGGACUGCGUUUCGUCGAGCAGCAGCGACUUGGCGCCACCACUGAUGCUGCCGGGGCUGCUGGCGGGGGCGGGCCAUCUGGGGACGUGACAUCAUUUUUGUGUCGCGAAUAUAUGAAUUUUUUGUCACCCACUCACUCAUUCACUCAUUCACUCAUUCACUCACUCACGUGUAUCCGGCUGCUUUUUUGUGCCAGCUGUGGCGGGCCCGUCGAGAUCGACAAGCCCAUCUGGUUAUUUUGCCAACAAGUGAUUUUUGCUCUCUGGGUUCUCGUCGGUGUAUGAUAUACGGGGGGGGACUGCUGCACACGUGUGUGUAUGUAUACCUGUUUACGGGUGUGUGUAUGUCUGGGUGGGUGGAUGGGAUCGCUUGUGCCUAUGGAUGGAUGUGUCGGCCGGAAUCAUGAUCUUCGGACGGCUGGUGCGUAAGUUGACGGUCGGUCGGUUUGUUGAUUGCGUCUCCUUCUGUGUGCGCCACGUUGUACGGCAUCGUUGAUGGCCCUUCUGCGGUGCGCCAGCGAUGUGCAGCACCAGGAGCGCCGUCGACAGCGCUGUCGAACGUUGCCACACAUGACAGGAAAAGCACUCAGUAAGACAAAGGGAAAAGCGUACCGUUGACAGUCUUUUUCUCGGCCCUGUGUGUGGAGCUGAGCUAAUGGGAGCCAUCGAUGGUUGUCCGUGUGCAUGUCUCUCGCCUUCUUUGUUCCCUUGUGGUUUGUCCAUGCGAUCGCGGCCUUCUUGGCCGGCUACUCGUGUUGACAAUGAGCACGACGUAGGCAGCCUGGUGGGCGUCUGUCGACUGGAUGACCACGAGGUGGAUCAGGACUUGUGAGUGGAGCGGGAGACAUACAGUACGUGUUGCAUGUGUUGGGGCAAAGCGCAG
This is a messenger RNA of Vitrella brassicaformis, 3229 nucleotides long. Lineage: Eukaryota; Vitrellaceae. The record is from the annotation of a GenBank genome assembly.